UUGUUCUCUCUUCCCCACUCCCUCCCGUUCCCUUGGCUUUACUCCCUCCUCUCUCCCUUCUCUCUUCUUUUCCUGAGUUUGAAUGGAGAAGCUGGGUUCCCCGGAUCCUGCAGACCCUCCGCCGGGUGCAGGGCCCGUUGCUGGGGUUUCUGUUGGCAGGAGCUCAGGGGCCGAGGAAGACGAGGAAGACGAGGCAGCAGUCAGCUCCAAACUGUUUCGGUGUGCAUGCGUGAGACGCUGGGUACCACUGGUCUACAGAGAAGAACUCUACCAAGUCUUACGGCUCACGGGCCCACUGCUGCUGUUUCGGAUUCUGAACUUCCUCCUGCCGUUUGUUAACACCAUAUUCUGUGGUCACAUUGGCAAUGCAGAACUGGCAGGAUACGCACUGGCCUCAGCGACCAUUGACAUCACUACGACUGCAACAGGCUAUGGCCUCGCCCUGGCGUGUGACACACUCAUUUCUCAGACAUACGGCAGUAAAAACUUGAAGCGUGUGGGAGUAAUUCUCCAGAAAAGUACAUUGAUCCUACUGCUGUUCACUCUGCCCUGCUGGGCUCUUCUCAUCAACUCUCACAACCUGCUGAUCAUCUUGCACCAAGAGGAACAGGUGGCAAAAAUCGCCCAGAUCUACGUGAUGGCAUUUCUACCAGCUGUUCCAGCCAUGUUUGUGCACAUGCUGCAAGUUGCCUACCUGCAGAACCAGGGGAUCAUUCUGCCUCAGAUGUACACGGCAGCAGUAGCAAACAUUUUCAACUUGGGGGCCAACUAUGUCUUAAUCUUCAGCCUCGACAUGGGUGUCAUUGGAUCAGCAAUUGCUAACAGCAUUUCUCAGAUUGCAAUCUGCCUUCUGUUGUUUGGAUACAUCAGAUGGAAGAAGCUCCAUCAGCAAACAUGGGGAGGCUGGUCCACUGACUGUCUGCAGGAGUGGGGCUCCUACAUGAGGCUGGCUGUCCCCAGUCUUUUCAUGGUCUGCUUUGAAUGGUGGAUCUGGGAUGUCGGCGGUAUCCUUGCAGGUGUACUUGGAGAGGUGGAUCUUGCUGCCCAGCAUGUAUUGAUGGAAAUAGGAGCCAUAACAUAUAUGUUCCCUCUAGGUGUCCAUGCAGCUGCCUGUGUGCGUGUUGGGAAUGCUCUGGGGGCCGGGAACACUACCAGGGCCUUAGUCACCUGCAAAGUAGCUCUGUUUCUGUCAGGAAUGCUUGCUUUACUCCAGGGUGUCGUUAUCGCUGGCUCUAAGUCUGUCGUUGGCUACAUAUUCACCUCUGAUGAAAACAUUGUGAACAUGGUCUCACAGAACCUCACAGUCUACAUAUUUCUACAGUUCUUUGAUGCACUUCUGUGUGUUUGCUCAGGGAUUCUUGUGGGAGCUGGGAUGCAGAAAAUUGCCGCCUUGUCCAACCUGGUGUGUUACUACUGCGUUGGUCUGCCAGUGGGAAUAGCUCUGAUGUUUGUUGCCAAGCUCAGGAUAGUAGGCUUGUGGCUGGGUAUCUUUAUCUGUGUUGUACUUGAGACGGGGUUCUUCCUCUUUCUAAUCUUUAAACUCAACUGGAAGAAAAUCACACACAAGGCUCAACUGCGGGGUGGAAGAGGAGUGGUGGUGAGCUCAAAGCGCCCUAUCAGUACUCUGCUAAAUGAAGCGAUGGUGCCGGACAUCUCUGACUGCCCUAUCACAGAGUUGGAUGGCGAAGCCCUGAAAUCAGAUGGCUACUGUCCAGUCAACUCCAAGGAUCAGGAGCUGAAAGUGUUUCCUGAGGCAGAGGACAACAACAUCAAUGCAGUAGGAGCCGAGCGGGACGCUGAGCAGAGCGAAAAGACUUCCAAAGACACCAAAACUAUAACACUGCUUUCAGUCACUGAGCUGAUCCUGCGCAGAGGGCUCAUCCUUGUUAUUUCAGUUCUCAUUUUGGCCACAGGUGUGGCUUUCCACGUUGCUUUCCCUGUACCUGAGUUCUCCGCCAAGAACAGUGCCAACUUCACCUUGAACUGGAAUAAUGACUCCACCCCUACACCACUGUCUCCACUACACCAGGACAUCUGAGCUGUCUUUGAAUGUCUCGAGUGGCUUAGCUCAGUUCUCAUAAACUGACAAUUUAGAUCUCCUACAGGAAAAAAAGCCUAACAUCCAUAGUUAUGCUUGUAGACCGGGGUUGUUUUUUGUAAAACUACAGCCUGACGUGUCAGGGAAAGAAAAUACGCCUCAGUGCUGCACUGCUGAGCCAAAGAAAGCUGGAAGAAAUAUUAAAUGAGACUGGCAGGAUGAACAAAGGUCUUGCUACAAAGAUCAUCUUUUUUGCCCAGCCUGAGAUGUUCAACUGGGAUCACGAGACACAUUAUAAAUCCCUCACUAGGAGACCCCGUGGGUUAGAGUGUUCCUCCACAGAUAGCUUUUGAUUUUCCUCCCCUUAUUCUUGCCUUGAUUUAUGUUUUGCACUGACCUCAAAUCAUUUUGUCGUGUUUUAACUGUAAGUGUAAGAUGACUGUAAAUAUCUGAUGUAAAAUGUACAUGUUUAAAUGUAAAUAUGUAACAUGAGUAUAUUAUUGCAUUGUCUUCCUAUAUCACUGCCACUCCUGGUAAACUCCAGGACAGAGGUGAUUGAUAAAUAAUAAGCUAAUUAUUUUUUACUGUUUAUGUAUGACUGCCAUUUGAUUGAACCCUAAUCAAUACAAACAAUACUUUAACAAUAA
Trematomus bernacchii (emerald rockcod) is the source of this 2685-nucleotide messenger RNA. RefSeq names its product multidrug and toxin extrusion protein 1-like. NCBI's taxonomy places the organism in Eukaryota, Metazoa, Chordata, Actinopteri, Perciformes, Nototheniidae. Bases 83 to 2038 code for a protein of 651 amino acids. Gene Ontology annotation, molecular function: xenobiotic transmembrane transporter activity; antiporter activity. The record is from RefSeq and is a predicted model, not a curated record. The transcript has 17 exons. Gene Ontology annotation, biological process: xenobiotic detoxification by transmembrane export across the plasma membrane. Gene Ontology annotation, cellular component: membrane.